This is a messenger RNA of Lodderomyces elongisporus, 927 nucleotides long. RefSeq names its product Ymc2p (gene YMC2). Lineage: Eukaryota; Fungi; Ascomycota; Pichiomycetes; Serinales; Debaryomycetaceae. Gene Ontology annotation, molecular function: L-ornithine transmembrane transporter activity. The transcript has a single exon. The record is from RefSeq and is a predicted model, not a curated record. The coding region runs from base 1 to 927 and encodes 308 amino acids. Gene Ontology annotation, cellular component: mitochondrion. Gene Ontology annotation, biological process: mitochondrial L-ornithine transmembrane transport.
AUGGCUGAUCCAGCAGAGAUUACAGAAUACGAGACAUCUGACUUGUCCAAAAACACCAAUAUUGUCGAUAAUUCCCUCUCCCGAAAGCUUAAAGACGUGGCUGCGGGAUUUGUCGGUGGAGCAACUCAGGUACUUAUUGGUCAACCUGCAGACCUCGUCAAGAUUCGACUUCAAACUACGUCGGCAACCUCUUCAAUUCAAGUCAUAAAAAAUGUCGUGAAAAAUGAGGGCCUUUUGGCGUUUUACAAGGGCACGUUACCUCCAUUAUUUGGUGUUGGAGUGUGCGUUUCGCUACAAUUCUACGGGUUCCACGAAACAAAGAGACAGAUUUUGCAAUACACUGGUCAAAAACAGUUGGAUCUUUGGCCACAGACAUAUAUUGCAGGAGCAAUGGCUGGUGUAGUCAAUUCUCCAGUCACUUCUCCGGUAGAGCAAUUGAGGAUUCUUAGCCAAUCGUCGAGUGGGAAGCUGAUAUCUAUGAGCUCGACUGUCAAGGACAUAUUUGCCAAGCAAGGCCUCAGAGGUAUUUAUCGUGGAUUUGACAUUACAUUACUUCGUGAAUUUCAAGCAUAUGGAGUUUGGUUUUUGACGUACGAGACAUUGAUCAAACAAAUUACCAACUACCAUGGCUACAAAAGUAGAGAUCAAAUCAGCACACCCGAACUAUUGGCAAGUGGUGCUUUGGCAGGUAAUGCUCUUUGGUUGAGUUCAUACCCACUUGAUGUGAUAAAAUCAAAUGUGCAAAGUGAUGGGUGGGGUGUAAAUAGUAAAUUUGGUGGAAGCUCAAUCAAGGCGGCAAAAUACAUCUUGGCCAAUCAUGGUUUCGUUGGAUUUUGGCGUGGUAUUGUGCCAUGUUUGUUAAGAGCCGUUCCUUGUAGUGCAGGUACAUUUGCAAGCGUUGAAUUGGCUUUGCGUCUAAUGGGUUAA